Penaeus monodon (black tiger shrimp) is the source of this 501-nucleotide messenger RNA. RefSeq names its product amyloid beta A4 precursor protein-binding family B member 1-interacting protein-like. The transcript has a single exon. The coding region runs from base 1 to 501 and encodes 166 amino acids. NCBI's taxonomy places the organism in Eukaryota, Metazoa, Arthropoda, Malacostraca, Decapoda, Penaeidae. The record is from RefSeq and is a predicted model, not a curated record.
AUGCCCCUCCGCCGCCGUUCCCUCUCACGCCGCCGCUGCCCCUUACACGCUGUCCUCUCAAUACCCGCCGCUGCCACUACCCCCUGCAACCCCGUCGGCGUCACCGCUACCUCCUUUACCGCCGUUGCCGCCGCUACCUUCUUCGCCGCCGCCGUCGGUAGGCUCUUCACCGACGUCACCGCUACCCCCUUUACCGCCGCCGCCACCGCUACCUCCUUUACCGCGUCUAUCGCCGCCGCCACCGGGAUCCUCUCCACUGCCGCUGCCGCUACCCUCUUCACCGCCGCCGCCGUCGCUACCUUCUUCGCUGCCGCUGAAACCCCCUUCGAUGCCCUCUCUCUCCCGCCGGGAACGCGUUAUCUUCGCCAACCACCGCCGCUGCCGCCGCUACACCCUCCGCCGUCGCCGCUUCCCCCUUCACCGCCUCUGCCCUAUCCCUUCCAUCCGCCGCUACCCCUUUCACCACUUCCGCCGCCGCCACCUCCCCCACAGCCUCUAUAA